This is a messenger RNA of Helicoverpa armigera (cotton bollworm), 2198 nucleotides long. RefSeq names its product neuronal membrane glycoprotein M6-b (gene M6). Bases 161 to 910 code for a protein of 249 amino acids. The record is from RefSeq and is a predicted model, not a curated record. Gene Ontology annotation, biological process: neuron projection development. Gene Ontology annotation, cellular component: plasma membrane. The transcript has a single exon. NCBI's taxonomy places the organism in Eukaryota, Metazoa, Arthropoda, Insecta, Lepidoptera, Noctuidae.
UUGUGAAUCUGUAUGUUCCAAAACGUCAACAUUAUUUGUCAUCCGUUAAACGCGUAAAUUACUUUCUUUUUGUAGUAGUGAGAUAAAACUUAAUAUUUUGUGUAAAAAACGAACUGUAUUUGAAUACAAAAGUGUUUUUAUAGUAAUUUAAUACGCUAAAAUGGGUGACGCGUGCCAGGCCUGCCUUACCAGGGUACCCCAUGCUACUCUCAUCGCUACGAUUAUGUGCUGCCUGGGCGUGGGUGUGUUCUGUGGGACUAUGUAUCGAGGAUCAGCUCUAUCAAUACUAAUGUUUGAUGAAGUAUUCCACUUCCGUCUCAUAUGGAUCGAAGCAUUGCAAAUGAUAUUCAUCGUGGGCAGCGCCUGUAUGGCAGCACUUGGCUUCAUGCUGUUGUGUCUGGGUUGUUUGACAACAGGCGCUACCAGGCAGAAAGUAUACAGAGCAUGGAGAGCGCGUGUCGGAGGUCGGAUAUCUUGCGCCGUGUUUAUGAUCAUUACAUACAUAUUGACUUUUGUAUGGAUCAUAUUACUAGGUUUCUUAGUAAUUACGACAUUCUUAUUCACUAUCUUCUGGAAACUUUGUUCGAAACCGAAAAACAUUGAUCUCUCGACUUGCAUUGACUUUACGCAAUUUGAUUUCAUGUUUCCAUCAAGUGUGAAACAAGAAGACAUGAGAAUUUGUGAAGCACACAAAGUAAAAUUAUUCUGCAAGGAUUAUGUUGAGAAGGCAGAAUUUAUGUUUAUUUUGGCAAUGGUAUCUUGCAUACUUGUAAUACUGAGUUUGGUGCACUACCUGAUGUGUCUGUCAGCCAACUAUGCCCACAUCAGGGACCAUGAGAAGUUCCAGGAGCUGCAGGAGCUGCAGUACCUGACCAAUCCGGACCUGCAUGCCUCUAAAGACCGUUUCUAGUAUAUGGCCCGCGCACCUCUCCUGCGCUCCCUAGAAGCUACAACUAAAAUGUGACAAAGUUAAGCAAUUGACUGUAAAUUUGACCAAAUUUUGGUGUUCACUGACAAAUUAAAAAUAAACAAAAGACUGAAAUUCAGUGAAUAAUUACUACAAAAAUGUAGCUUCUUAGUUAUAGUUAUCACUUACCUACCUUGUAUUUCACAUAUCUUAUUUCAAAAUAUUGAUUCUGUCCACACAAUUGAACAUUCCUUUAUGCAUUAGGUGUUAUCAGAUGAUUUGUUAAAGAAAAGCUAAUAUUUGUAUGUUUAGGUGCUUGUUUAAGUAUUACUUUGAAUUUGUCUAAUUGACCUGUAUUAGUAUCCUAGUGACUGUGUUAUUGUAAGAUAUCACUGUAUGUUAGUAAUUACAUAAUUAUCGACAUGUCCUCAAAGUCCUCUAUGUAUAAGCUAUUUUGUAUAUUGUUUAAAAUGUAUUGGCUGCUAUUGUUUUUCUAACAAUUGUAUUGGUACUCUACAGACACAAUUCAGAAUGAUUAACAAAUCUGAAUUUGAUAUAAAUAUUAUAUCAGAAUUGAACGGGUUUAUUGUUCAAAGUUUAGUACAAGGAGUUAUUUAUUUAAACAUUUUACUGAAGGAGUUAAUUAAGUAUCCAUAUAAAUAUAUAUUUCAGCAGUAAGGAACCACAAGCUGUUCAUUUAAUUAUAUCAAAUAGUUAGAUGUAAGUAAUUAAAAUUAGUAGACUGAAUUUAUGGCAGUUUAUAAAUGCUUUAUAACAAUAUUUUUAUUCAGAUAAGGCUUGUUGUGUUCAACUUUAGUUAAUUGUGUUCUACAACUUAUUUCAUUGCUUUUAUAUACUUUUUUUGGAACAAAUUUAGGAAUAUUUCUUAAAUUAUUGCCAAUAUUUUUUUUCUAAAAUAUAAGCUUCCAAUUUCAGUGUUAAAUACUACAUGUAUGAUAUGAUAAGCUCAAAUAAGAACACACAAUAUUUUCGUCCGUUGUUUUUACAUAGAAUAUUUAGAAAAAAUAUUUUUUACUGAUAUUAGCGUUAUUGUGCCUAUAAAAAAAAUGACUUAGUCAAACUUUUUAUUUAACAACAAUCAAGUUUGUAAAAUUGCAUUUAUUUUGUUCAAGUUGUAGGAAAUUACAUAGGAGAUUUAAUUUUCCGUUUUGACGAUUUUGUACACCUAUUAUAGUACCUACGUAAAUAUAAGUUGCACGUAAUUAUGUACCUAAGUAAACAUGUAUGAAAUCGGAUAGGAUUUUUUAAUAAAUGUUCGUUUUUAAUUUUA